UCUGGUCAACCCGUCAGUUCCCGGACUAGCCCUGGACAGCAGAAGCAUGGAGAGUUUGUUCACACUUCGAUCACAGGCAGCAAGUUUCUCCUUUUGAUCUUGAACAUUAUCCAUAAAUGCCAGGAUCACGCAAUACCAUUUUCUCUAGCGAGAGUGGAAAAGAUGGAUGUAUUCCCAGCGCCUGCAAACGAGUCCUCUGGCCCCGCCGGCUGGGACCCCUUCCGCCGGCCCCUGGCCUCCGUGCAGCCCUGGCACUUCAGGCUGCUGGCGGCAGCGAUGCUGGUGGUGACCUCCCUGUCGCUGGCCGAGAACCUGGCUGUCAUCCUGGUGACGUCUAGGUUCCAGCAACUGAGACAACCUCUCAAUUACGUGAUAGUCAAUUUGUCCGUGGCCGACUUCCUGGUCUCGUUGACCGGCGGCACCAUCAGCUUCUUAGCCAAUCUAAGAGGUUAUUUUUAUAUGGGACGCUGGGCUUGUGUGCUGGAAGGAUUUGCUGUCACCUUCUUUGGCAUCGUUGCUCUCUGGUCUCUUGCUCUCCUGGCUUUCGAGCGGUACAUUGUGAUCUGCCGCCCGCUGGGAAACACGCGUUUGAGGGGGAAGCACGCAGCCCUCGGCAUUGCCUUCGUGUGGAGCUUCUCUUUCCUCUGGACCAUUCCACCGACCAUGGGCUGGAGCAGCUACACCACCAGUAAGAUUGGAACCACUUGUGAACCUAACUGGUACUCUCGAGCUUAUACUGAUCAUACCUACAUUAUUACAUUCUUCACCACCUGUUUUAUAGUGCCUUUAUUGGUGAUUUUGGUAUCCUAUGGAAAAUUGAUGCAGAAGCUAAGAAAGGUGUCAGAUGCGCAAGGCAGGCUGGGAACUACCCGGAAACCUGAAAGACAAGUGACUAGAAUGGUUGUUGUUAUGAUCGUUGCAUUUCUAAUCUGCUGGACGCCAUAUGCCGCCUUUUCUAUCCUAGUCACCGCGUGCCCUUCCGUUGAGCUGGAUCCUCGGCUGGCAGCAAUUCCAGCUUUCUUCUCCAAAACAGCUACUGUUUAUAACCCAAUUAUUUAUGUCUUUAUGAACAAACAGUUCAGGAAGUGUCUGAUUCAGAUGUUCAGCUGCAGUAACACAGAGACUGCGGAGUCCAACGUGAACCCCACUUCAGAGAGAGCAGCGCUAACCCCGGACAAAAGAGGGACUGAGAUGUCCCCCAUGGCAGCACGUACCACCCUUUCUAGCAGGAAAACUGGAGGUGAACACAGAAAUUGCCGUUCUUUUGCUCAGCCGGCAGCUUCAGAAAACAAAAUCCAUCCCAUGUAGAGAGGGGGGAUAUGAUCACUAAUGCAGGGCUACAGCAUGAGUCCUGUCCACUUUCUUUCUUUUCCCAGUCACAGCCUGCUAGCUCCUGGAAAUGAUGCCGGAGGAGCCCUGUGUCGCUUCGCUGGCACGUGUCGUGGCAAGAACAUGGGCAAGUCUUACACUCAUGACUGCUCCUUAGUCAGCUGGACAAAAGCAUGAAGUGGUGUAUGGCCUCAAUGCACUUAUUUGCAAUGGCAAAUAAAUAAUAUUUAGCAUACAGCUGACUCAGUUUCAGCCACGAGGAGGUUCAGGGAGAGACGGGCCUGAGUGCUUCUUGGUUUGCUUUUUUUUUUUUUAAUUACGCCCGCGGGGUGG
Struthio camelus australis is the source of this 1662-nucleotide messenger RNA. The record is from RefSeq and is a predicted model, not a curated record. NCBI's taxonomy places the organism in Eukaryota, Metazoa, Chordata, Aves, Struthioniformes, Struthionidae.